CCCAGAUCUACACCAUCCCUACCCCUUUGAAUAUUCACGUUAUUCUUGGUUCAUUCCUAUGCUUCGACAUACCUUUCGUGCCAAACUACCCGUUUUACGACGCUUUUCUCAUGAUGACCGGUUUCAGCAGUUGAGUAGCCACAAAUUCAACUUCCUCCUCCACGAUUCCCUAGUGUUUCCUAAAAUCCCGCUACCGGAGUUGAUCUACGGGACGGUGGAAUCCAUAGACCCAACGAUCCAAAUUCCGAAGGAAAUAAUAGAAAAGCGGUUCAAGGAAGCGUACUACCAGGUGCUCAACCGGCAAGCAAGGGACCAGCUCCAGAAAAUGGAGAGCAAUGAUAGCACCCAAGGCUUGGUGAAACGCCUGGAAGCAGCAGCAGAUGGCAUCCACGAGGAAUUCUCCAUGGCAAAGCACGGUGCGACGAUAUUUUCGCCCAGAUACCAGCGGAUGUUGGUCUACCGAACGUUCAGCGGGCUUGUGACGGAAGACCAGUUCCGCAGCAUCCAGAAGAUGAACAUUUUUAGUCUCAUCGACGAUUUCUACUACGAUACGAUUAAACAAUUCUACUCGAUUCGGAAUAAACCAGAAAAGAGGAGAAAGAAGGUUAAUCAGAAUAUGCUUCAAAGAGAGACAAAGCCCGAGUUGUCAGCAGAGGCACGGCGAAUUGUCUCCGUGCUCAAGGUCCUCAACCACGACCGGCUGAAAAUUCAGUACGGACUUCUUGCUUCCUCUGUGUGGCGGUCUAUUGGCUUGCUCUUACCCAACAUCAUGAACUCUCUAGAGCGGAGCUCCCCAGACCAUCCUAUCUUUCACGAAUUUGUGGUCGGCGGCAAGACCACGGCUUUUCCGCGCGAGCUGCUCAUUCCCAUCAGCGACCCCGUCCACGACUUUGAGGUUGUGGAUGAGUAUAAAACAAAACAUGGCUCAGGGGAGAUUUCCGAUUUCGUCAGAUACGAACAGGCCCAAACCAUUCUCAAUGCAAAUGCCAAAUACCAGCGGAACGUGGAGUGUGUGGAAGCGUUGCUUAAGAAGAUGCAUCUGCUGGCGGCUAUCACAUACUUGGUGGUGGACGAGCCGGCGUUGGUGGAACAGUACUUGGCAGUGGCCAAGAGAUUGGGUCUCAAACUAGUGGUGCUUACCCAUAAGUUUCCCAAUCCGAUUACAACGGCAGACCAGGAGAGGUUCCAGGGCUUGGUCAAAAGAUUCCACGAAACGUACCUCAAACCGAUUUUUCAGGCCCGUGUGCGUAAGGGGGUCACCACGGCCAAGGAAGUUUUGUUUUACAGUACGUCCAAUAUCAACAAAGCCGCUCUUAAAACUCAAAGGAUUAACUUCGAGCAUUUGCUCCGGGAUUUUGACAAGCUUGUGGGGUAUAGUGUGGUCUACUUAGAAAAUACCGCUGGUUUGUUGGACUACAUCAAGGUAUUGCAGUUUAUCUCUCAGCCAAAAACAAUGUGCUUUAUCAAUGAGAUUCAAGGAGUGGAUGCGCCAGCAGGUGAAGCUCUCCCUGACAACGAAAUCGACGACUUUGAGGGUAGAAGAUUGCACGAUUUGUUUGCCAAAACGUUUAAGUAACGUGCUCUAAGAUUGGCCUAAUGUACAUAGUAAUAAUAACCAGGACCGU
Messenger RNA from Babjeviella inositovora NRRL Y-12698, 1625 nucleotides. RefSeq lists its product as uncharacterized. The record is from RefSeq and is a predicted model, not a curated record. The transcript has a single exon. The coding region runs from base 59 to 1576 and encodes 505 amino acids. Lineage: Eukaryota; Fungi; Ascomycota; Pichiomycetes; Serinales.